CUGUUACGUUGCCGCUGCGCCAAACGGCACCGUAACGGAUCGUCACGAUCCCUUCUUUCCAAAAUUUUCAAAAAACACCUCCAGAGAUUCGAAUAUCCCCCCUCGAGAGAAGCUCCCGCGUUCGAGGAAUAUCCCCUCGACCUUCCCCAUUAAAGCCCUCGCACUCUCAAAAUCGAGACCGUUCACUAUUCAGAUUGGAUAACUGAAGUUCAUAUGAUGGCGUUGAAGGCUGUACACGUGUCCGAUGUCCCGAGCCUCGAUCACGUGCCGGAUGUCUCGAUAGCGACAUCGCGCGUGCCGACGAAGGCGGUGGAGAUUGGACGGUGGGGAUCGAAGCCGCCGGCAAAGUUUCUGGUGAUCGGACACCGCGGUAACGGGAUGAAUCUGCUGUCGUCGCCGGAUCCUAGGGUGACGGCGGUGAAGGAGAACUCGGUGGUUUCGUUUAACGAUGCCGGGCGGUUUGCCGUUGAUUUUGUCGAGUUUGAUGUUCAGGUGACGAAGGACAACUGUCCGAUCAUCUUUCACGACAACUUCAUCAUUACUGAAGAAAAUGGAAAUAUAUUAGAGAGACGAGUCACUGAUCUCUAUUUGGAAGAAUUUCUUUGUUAUGGUCCUCAGAAAGAAACUGGCAAGGUGGGAAAAUCAUUACUUCGGAAGCUUAAAGAUGGAAAAAUAUUAAGCUGGGAUGUACAAAACGAUUCCCCUGUUUGCACAUUGGAGGAAGCAUUUCAAGAGGUUGACUCUCACUUAGGUUUCAAUAUCGAACUGAAGUUUGAUGACAACAUUAUCUAUCAAGAAGAAGAGCUCACUCAUGUUCUCCAAGUAAUCUUGCAAGUUGUGUUUAAAAAUGCGGGUGAUAGACCAAUCAUCUUCUCAAGCUUUCAACCAGAUGCUAUACAGCUGAUAAGGAAGUUGCAGAAUGGGUACCCUGUCUACUUCCUUACUAAUGGAGGCACAGAAAUCUACACUGAUGUGAGAAGAAACUCCUUGGACGAGGCGAUCAAAUUGUGCCUAUCCAGCGGUUUACAAGGGAUUGUAUCACAAAGCAGGGCAAUCUUCAAGAAUCCAACGGCAAUACCAAAAAUCAAAGAGUCCAAUCUUAUUCUUUUAACUUACGGCCAGCUAAACAAUGUAUCAGAAGCAGUGUACUUGCAGCAUUUGAUGGGGGUCAACGGUGUGAUUGUCGAUUUGGUUGAGGAGAUCACUGAAGCUGUUUCAGAUUUUAUGAAUGAAAAUGGAGAGGGGAUUGAGGAGAGCAGACCUAAGUUCUCUCAGAGAGAGCUUGCUUUUUUGCUUAAGCUUAUUCCUGAGCUGGCUUGAUUGUUUGAUUAGUGAAGAGAAGUCUGAUAGCAGAGAUUGGUAUAUACUGAAUCCCCUGAAAAUUUCCACGGAACAUUGUUGUAUUGUGCUAAUGCUUCAUACACGCUUAUUGAAAACUUCCAGGAUGCAUUCUGGUAUUUAGCU
Asparagus officinalis (garden asparagus) is the source of this 1464-nucleotide messenger RNA. RefSeq names its product glycerophosphodiester phosphodiesterase GDPD1, chloroplastic-like. Gene Ontology annotation, biological process: glycerophospholipid catabolic process. Gene Ontology annotation, molecular function: phosphoric diester hydrolase activity. Bases 214 to 1320 code for a protein of 368 amino acids. The record is from RefSeq and is a predicted model, not a curated record. The transcript is spliced from 6 exons. NCBI's taxonomy places the organism in Eukaryota, Viridiplantae, Streptophyta, Magnoliopsida, Asparagales, Asparagaceae.